This is a messenger RNA of Marasmius oreades (fairy-ring Marasmius), 1851 nucleotides long. RefSeq lists its product as uncharacterized. Lineage: Eukaryota; Fungi; Basidiomycota; Agaricomycetes; Agaricales; Marasmiaceae. The record is from RefSeq and is a predicted model, not a curated record. The coding region runs from base 623 to 1645 and encodes 340 amino acids. Gene Ontology annotation, biological process: transmembrane transport. The transcript is spliced from 4 exons. Gene Ontology annotation, molecular function: transmembrane transporter activity.
AGGAAAAGGAAAAGUGUCCACGGAUCGAAGUUGCCGCCAAUUCUGUCAACGUCAAGACCUUGCACUUGACUACCACCAGACGAGCGCGUCGUCUCCCACAACGCACUCUGUACGUCGAACGUUGGCAAACACAUCGCGAUCGUUGUCCUGAUCGCUUAUCAUACUCCUUUUUGGCCGGAAUGCCCCCCAAGAUCCGACCCGAUGGCGAUGCCGCCAACCACUCCUCUAUCCAUUAUCUAUCCUUUCAAUGAUACGAUAAGCCUCGAACUGGACUCUCGUUCUAAAAAACCAGUUUACUUGGAGUAAACCUUCUAUAGUCAUGACGGAAGGUCAACAACAGACAACGCAACUGCUCAGCCCUGCAGUUGACUUUAUCGCCGGUACGGUGGGGGUAGGUGAAUUCCACUUUUUGGCUUCGCCUGAACUGAUUCGAUUACCUAUCUUAACUAAUCUUCCACCCUCUUUAACUCGUGGCCUCCUCUUUCUCCCUGCCGAAACCACGUAUGGGCGGGAACGGACGGAAUAGGGCGUAGCAGGACUCGUGGUUGGGUUUCCUUUCGACACCGUGAAAGUACGACUUCAGGCGGCCUCUGAAUCGACUCGCCGUCAUCGCUUGUCUUCUAUGAACCCUUCGACAUUCCAACUGAUGCUCUCCAUCGCCCGAGAAGACCAACGACUCGGUAUACGGGGUCUCUUUCGAGGAAUAUCAUCUCCUAUAGCGACAGCUGCACCGUUGAACGGGCUAGUUUUUGCUUCCUACAAGUUCUUGUUGAACGUACAGAUGCCAAGAGAAGAAUCGGAGAAGAGAAAGCUCGGAGGCAUUGUGGAUGAAUGGACACCGACGUUGACUCAGAUAGCGAUAGCUGGAAUGGGGUGUGGCGUUAUCAGUUCAAUAAUAACUACCCCUACUGAACUUAUCAAGAUCCGACAACAAACCCGGUCUUCUUCUUCCUCUUCAUCCACCUCUAAGCUCCCAACUGCUAGGGAAGUAGCACUUGACAUAUAUAGGCGCAAUGGGAUCAGAGGUCUGUACCGAGGAAUAACCGCCACUGCGUUAAGAGACCUUGGUUAUGGGUCCUAUUUCUUCGCAUAUGAAGCAACAUGUCGAUACCUCCCACCCCUGUCAUCCCGACUUUCUGCAAUCUCUUCAUCGUCUUAUCACUCGGAAACCGGCGCGCUCGUACAUGAGUUCGAUCAUCGACCGGAAAGCUCGUGGACGACGUUGUUGGUUGCUGGGGGUGUUGCCGGCAUUGCUGGAUGGAUAUUCACUUUCCCUAUGGACGUUGUGAAGACGAGGGUUCAAGGGAACGAUGGGGGGCUUUAUAUCAAUGUUGGUGCUACGAAUCACGUUCCAUCGCCAGCUCAUCCACACGCGAGCGGUUCUUAUAGCAGCUUGUCUGCCUCAUCAAGUUCCUCCUCCCACAUGCCCAAUUUUGCUUACAAUCAAGCGCUUCGCACGUACGCGUCCUCAUCACCGAUAGCGGUAAACCCGUAUCAUAACACAUUGAGUACCAUCGUGAACUCGUACAAAGCGGAAGGAUGGGGAGUGUUUUGGAAAGGGCUGGGGCCCACGCUUUUGAGGGCUGUACCUGUUAACAUGGCUACGUUUGCGGUGUUUGAAGGGCUUGUUUUUGCGUUGUCGUGAGUGGAGGUGAGAGUGCGGCGGUUGGUUUGACAGUUGACGAUUUCUCACUCGGAUAGAUUUUUGAACUCGUUCCGUUUCACAUUUGCAUACCCAACCACUAAUAGCACUAACAAGUAUUCGUAUUUUGUAGAUGUAGAACGACAAGUGUAUAUAUAUAUAAUCCUAAUCCUAAAAGACGUCCGUUUGUCCCAGAUCACAAAGUUGGG